Messenger RNA from Recurvomyces mirabilis, 576 nucleotides. RefSeq lists its product as uncharacterized. The coding region runs from base 1 to 576 and encodes 191 amino acids. The record is from RefSeq and is a predicted model, not a curated record. The transcript has 2 exons. NCBI's taxonomy places the organism in Eukaryota, Fungi, Ascomycota, Dothideomycetes, Mycosphaerellales, Teratosphaeriaceae.
AUGCCCUUCUUACAGACCUUGGCCUCAUUGGACCUCAUCCACCGAAACGCGCAGGGCUACGAGUCAAGUCUUCGCACGAGAGAGCUUUACGGCGAGGUAUUUGGGACUCGCGUCCCAGCCUACAUCAUCUUCCACGCAGUCUUCGGCUAUGUCACCCUCGCCAUCGGACUACUCGCACUUUUCUUACGAAUCCCUUGGAAGCCAAUAUCACAAUGGAGAUGGCUACACUCGUAUCUGGGCAUCGGGUGGAUCAUCACUACUACGUGGAUGGCCUUGACUGCGAUCUGGUGCAUAUACCUAUGGUCGGGUUGGGAUAUUGUCGCCUUCUCCAUCUUCUCCAUGUAUGGGAUCGUGCCCAGUGCCAUUGAUCUUGCGUGGAUAUGUAUUCGGAUCUGGAAAAUCGGUGCUGCGAAGGAAAAGGUCGAGCUGGCUCCCCUCGCACCACAAGGAAGGAGGAAGAGACUACUUCUGUGUUGGAAGAUAGCGCACGCGGCUACUCAUGGCCUACUCGGUGAUCAUGCUGCUAGGCGCCGGUAUUUCUUUCCCUAUGCGAUAAGCAAGUCCUUGCCUCUAUGA